This is a messenger RNA of Bufo gargarizans (Asiatic toad), 3186 nucleotides long. RefSeq names its product homeobox A2 (gene HOXA2). Gene Ontology annotation, molecular function: DNA-binding transcription factor activity, RNA polymerase II-specific; DNA binding. NCBI's taxonomy places the organism in Eukaryota, Metazoa, Chordata, Amphibia, Anura, Bufonidae. The transcript has 2 exons. The record is from RefSeq and is a predicted model, not a curated record. Bases 387 to 1490 code for a protein of 367 amino acids. Gene Ontology annotation, biological process: regulation of DNA-templated transcription.
AGCAGCAGCCCAUACAUACAUAUCACCUAUAUAAUCUAUAUGGACAUGAGGCUGAGCCCCUAGCCCUGGCUAUGGAGGAUCGUGUGUAAAUAAAAGCCCUGCUGCCAUACAAUGAGGCGUUCCUUCAUGACUUUUUUUGGAUCAAUCACACAGACAGUGGCUUCUUUUGAUUAAACCCCAAAUUGUCAUUGGGCAGGAGCAAUCAUGUGACAACCAAUUCGGUCCAAUUUCAACCUUGUCUCCAUGAAUUCAAUAGUUUAAUAGUAGCACAGUCCCCAUACGGCUGUAAUCAGUGAAUUAGAAAAAAAAAACACCCCAUCUAGGAUUUUUAUGAUUUUUUUUCGCCGCCGUCGGUUUGGGCGAACUUUUCGCUGGAGCAGAGGGCCAUGAAUUACGAAUUUGAGCGAGAGAUUGGCUUUAUCAAUAGUCAGCCGUCGCUCGCUGAGUGCCUGACAUCCUUUCCCCCUGUCGCUGAGACAUUUCAAAGUUCAUCAAUCAAGAGCUCUGCGCUUUCACACUCGACACUUAUUCCUCCUCCUUUCGAACAGACCAUCCCCAGCCUGAAUCCAGGCAGCCACCCUCGCCACAGCCGGCCCAAACACAGCCCCAAUGGUGGCAGCAGCAGCGGCAGCAGUCCUGUGCCAGCAGCCGGCUCCCUGCCCCCGGAGUACCCAUGGAUGAAGGAGAAGAAGGCAUCCAAGAAGCCCUCUGGACCUACAGCCGCCAGUGCCCCGGCCGCAGCAACCUGCCUCAGCCACAAAGAAAUCAUUGAAAUUCAGGAUAAUAGCGGUGGAGGGUCGAGGAGACUGAGGACAGCUUACACCAAUACCCAACUGCUGGAGCUGGAGAAAGAAUUCCACUUCAACAAGUAUCUGUGCAGACCCAGGAGGGUGGAGAUCGCCGCUUUGUUGGAUUUAACCGAGAGACAAGUCAAAGUUUGGUUCCAAAAUAGAAGGAUGAAGCACAAGAGACAGACCCAGUGUAAGGAGAACCAGAAUGGGGAAGGGAAGUGUAAAAGUUUGGAAGACUCUGAGAAGGACGAUGGUGGAGAUAAGGAGAAGACUCUGUUUGAGCAGGCUCUCAACAAUGUCUCUGGGGCUUUACUGGAGAGGGAUGGCUACACUUUCCAGCAGCAGCAAGCUCAGAAUGCACACAAUGGGGAUCCUCAGAUUUUUCCAGUUUCUCCAUUAUCCAGCAAUGAGAAAAAUCUUAGACAUUUCCAGUCACCUACUGUUCAGAAUUGCUUAUCAGCCAUGGGCCAGGACUCUGCAGCUGCUGGCCUCCACAUUGAUAGCCCUGAUGAGGCCCUAGAUGUGGCUUCCCUAUCAGACUUUAAUGUCUUCUCCUCAGAUUCCUGCCUCCAGCUCUCAGAUACCGUGUCCCCUAGUUUACCAGGAUCUUUAGAUAGCCCUGUAGACAUAUCUGCAGAUGGUUUUGAUUUUUUCACGGACACAUUUACCACAAUUGACUUGCAGCAUCUCAACUACUGAGCCAGAUGCGAAAUGGUGAUUUUUUUCCCCCCACUUGUUUUCUCCCCAAACUGUUUCUGUCCUUUGCAUCCUAGAGCCAUUUCAGUCUCUCAUUGGGACCCAUUAUCAUUGCUGUUUAACCCACUGAAAGCAAUAAGUGAGGCCUCUAAAAGAAAGUGACCAUAUGGAGAUGUAUUCUCACUUUCUUUUCUAUUUUUGUAUUACAUCCUUGUCUUACAAGUAUUUUUGGUAGAAUAAAUAAUUAUAUCUCACAGGUUCUUCUCUUUUUUUUUUCUAUUCUUUUUUUUCCUACCACCUUUGCUGUAUUUUCAGACCUUUUUUUUAAUGUCCAAGAAAGCAAUUCAGAGAGAAAAAAAAAAAAGCACACAGAAUGAACAAUUCGCAAAUCCUUAGGAAUGUUUGUACAUAAAAUAUUUAUUAGAGAUAUAUAUGAUAUAUAUAUAUUUUUGUUCGACUUUAUUUUUUAUUACAAAAAGGCAAAAUUUAGAUAAAUAAUUUUUGCUCCCCCCCUCCCAAGGAUGUUUGAAAAAAAAUCCGUCAAUUUUACAUUAAAUAUAAUAAUAUCCAAAGAUAAAAAAAAAAUAUGACUAAAAUAUACCUUUAUGGAUUUCAUUGGAGUGAUAAAAGAAAAACAAUGAAUAAAAAAAUGAAUGGAAAAAAAAAUUGCUUCUUGUUGGAAUAUGUGGUAUGCCGUGAGAAGUUCGGAAAAAAUCUAGAAGAGAAAAUAAUGUAGAAAUGUCAAAAUAUAAGAGAAUUCAUGAAUUUGUACUCCUACAAGUUAGUGCAUAUACAGACACAUCUCCCCUCCCCCCACCAGAGUCGCAUGAUCUCGAAUGUUCUCUUCUAUCUAUCUAUCUAUCUAUCUAUCUAUCUAUCUAUCUAUCUAUUUAUCUCUCUCUAUCUCUCUAUCUCAUAUUGUGCAGGUCUGAGUACACAACACAGUGCCACACCAGACUUGCAGGGCUGCUUAAGCAAUAAUGCAAUAAUAUCUAGAUGUGCUGGAUGCAAUUCUUCCUCAAGUCAUAAAUCAAAUGCUUUCUAUGAAUGAGAAUGUCAUCAAGGAGAUCAAUUGCAGCUCAUACAAAUAUAAAAGCCCUCUCUUACGUAUUGCUCCAGACUGGGGAUUCCAUCCAGAAGCUCAGAGCUACAAGGCGUUUAACCAUAAUUCAUUUUUAUUGCCCUAUUAAAACAACAGCUUGGUUUUAGUGCUGCGGCGGCUGCAAUAAGGAGAGAGCCUGUACUGUUCAGUCCUAUUAGUGUCUGGGAGAUCUUCCUCUCCUGGUAGGAAGGGGAGCCCUGUAAUUAGAACCCAACCAUUGCCUCUAACUGCACAAUCAUUUUUUUGUGGUUACAAAAUUCUAAAUGUUUGAUAUGAGAAUCAGAUUAUUUUUUUUCUAUUUUGUGGUGUUUUACCUCGAUGUAUGCUGAUGCACCAGUAAAAACUGUUGUUUUCCACGGGACUACAUUCAUUUUCUCAUUAUUAUUCCGAGAGUCUGUACAUAGAACGUGGUCUCAUUUAUUUAUUUAUUUUGAUUUAAGUUUUGGCACAAAAGAAUUCCAGGGAUAGAUGUUUGUGAAAAGAGACAUUCCUUUCAUAGUUAUGUGCUAUAUUCAUUAUAAUUUGCAUUGAACUCUGGAUUCUGGCCACAGAUUCCAUGGCUUUGUUGCUGACAGUAAAGACAAAAGAUGUGUCUGU